CGAUUUUUCACAACUUAAUGUUGGACGUAGUACAGUUGUGUCUAUUUUUCUGACCAGGUUGUGUAGUUUCGUGAUAUACGAGCCGCUCGUGAACGCACCAUGAAGGAGGUGGGUUUUCCUCCUUUUUUUUUCUGCUGUUUGGUCGGAACGAAGAUUUUUCUUCCCCACAAAAUCAAAUUCUGCUGCCGUGAGAUUUAAUGAGGAUUAAAGCAGAAAUACAGCACGACCUAAAGUCCUUUCCGGGUUUAACAGCCGAAGUUUUAACCUGCCUGGACUGUAACUAUUCCGGUUGGAAAAAUAAAGUUAUUCUCUUCUUGAAGUUGGAAGGAAUGUGAGAAAGUUUUAAAAAUAUUAGAAAACUUUUGAUAUAAUUUUUUCCCCUCGUAAUUUUCUUCGAAUUUGGUGGUGAUGAAGAAUAACGGGAUCUAAAGCCGCUGGAAGAGUCGUCGAUAUUUUUUGGAUGCGUGCACCAAGAAGACGAAAGAAAAGAGACUUUUGUAUAAAAAUGUUUUUUGGAUGAAACCCGCUGAAACCUUAAAGAAGCCCAAUGAACGGCACACAGUCCACAUUAACUGACAGGACCCCAAAUAUUCUCAACAAGGAUCUGACAGACAAGAGACCAAAGUUUGAUAAAUCAUCCAUCAUCCUCAAACAUGACUUUGAUCAGACAGGUCUUGUCCAGCGCUGUGUGAUAAUCCAGAGAGAUAAAAAUGGUUUUGGACUGACAGUAAGUGGAGACAACCCCGUGUUUGUGCAGCUGGUCAAAGAAGAUGGCGCUGCGAUGCGAGCUGGUGUGCAGACAGGAGAUAGGAUUAUUAAGGUUAAUGGGAUUUUAGUUACACAUUCAAACCACAUAGAGGUUGUAAAGCUGAUAAAAUCGGGUUCCUAUGUUGCUCUGACGGUGCUGGGGAGGCCACCAGGUCUUCCACAGAUGGUCCUGGAGGAGGAGGAAGACGGGAGUGACGUCACUCUGUCCUUUGCUCCCUCAGGACCUCAUUUAUCUCCACGGACAGGUGGAGAGCGACACAUGAUGUCCUGCAGUGAUCAGGAGAACAUCACCGCCUCCCUGCUCCACGGGGAUCAAGUCCUGGAGUGCAGAAAUAGCUGUAAUGAGAGGCUCUGGACCAACACCAACUCUAUGAACAAUAAUCUUCAGCCAGGGAGUUCAAGCAGAAGAGAGACGCUAUGUCAGAGCCCCAACAUCAGCCGGCGACAUGAGCUCAGAGUCUCUCCGUCACCUGAUGCUAACGACACGCUCAAUGACUCCAGCGUGCAGUGCAUUGUGGGUAACCCUCCAUACCACCUCAACCCUCAGAUUAUUGGAGCAGAAGAUGACUAUUUUGAUUCUCAGCAAGAUCAGCUGAAUGGAGAGUGUAGCUCCUUCCAGAGUUUGGACCUGCUGAAGUGUCGUCCAGCUCACCUCGCCGCUUUCCUCCAUCAUGUGAUCUCGCAGUUUGAUCCUGCUCCUGUGCUGUGUUAUCUCUAUGCUGAUCUGCAUAAACACCAGCUCCAAGAAAGCCGUCGCUUCUUCAUGGAAUUUCAUUCGAUCUUCAUGGAUCGAGCAGCAAAUCUUAAAGUUCCAGUGCCAGAAACAAUUGCAUCAGAACUGGAGAGGAGGAGGUUGGACUUGAUUCCUGAGGAUCUGUGUAAGCAGUACAGCCAAUUCUUGCAGGACGCCGUUCUCCCCGACCUGCACAGCAACUUGGAAGACUUCAGGCAGAAGCGCAGUAUGGGUCUGACCCUGGCAGAAGACGAGCUGUGUAAACUGGACUCAGAGCGAGAAAAAGACCAGCAGAUUUUGGAGAAGGAAUGCUGCUGUGCAGAGCACAUCCUGUCCAAGAUUGAGGAUAUCCUGAUGACAUCACAGCCCUCAGAGGAGGAGAAGUGCACAACGAUGCAGUAUGUCAUCCUCACCUACAUGAAGCACCUCGGAGUCAAAGUGAAGGAACCUCGUGGCCUUGAACAUAAACGAGGACGCAUCAACUUUCUGCCAAAAAUCAAGAAGAGCAUCAGGUCUGAGAAGGACGGAGAGGAGAAGAUUAAAAAGCCUCGUUUUCCCAACAUCCUCGUGCCGCCUCGGCGCCUCAGCAGAGUCGAUUCCACCUCAGUCGGUAAAGCCGUGGAGCUGAACAGACAGUGUUCACCCAAACUCACCUCUCAGCCGGCGUUCACCAUCCCAGAGCAACCCGAAUCUCCUGCUGCACAUUCUGGCCGGAGCCGAGGAAAUCUGCUGAGUGAGGGGUCCGAGGCCAGCAGUCCCUGUUUGCCUUCCAACUCCUCCUCCCCACACAGCUCCCCCACUGGUCACGCUUCAGAUACCUCCGGACAAACCUCUGACUCCAAUACGUCUCCGUUCUCCGCUCAGCCCAAACUGAGUGAGACUCUGCAGACCGCCGAAAACCAGGAUGGUGUCUCCACGCUGACUGGUGCUCAGUUUGACUUCAGUCCCUCCAACGCAGAGCAGUUACAGGAAGAGGAUCAGGAUGGUUUUAGCAGGCUGGACGCCGUGAGUUCUGCUGACGUCCAGAGCGAAGACGAGCAGGGAGUGGAGGUGGACUGUGAAGAAGACCCUCUGAACUGGCAGGCUCUGGUCAGCCGAGGCAUCUUGGCAAGUCUCACACCACAGGAGAUCAAAAGACAGGAAGUCAUCAACGAGCUUUUCUACACUGAGCGUGCACACCUGCACAUGCUGAAGGUUUUGGACCGUGUCUUCUGCCAGAGGCUGAACAGACACGGAAUCCUGCCCCCAGAUGACAUCAGACACAUCUUCACCAAUCUGGACGAAAUCAUUCAGUUACAUGCAUCGAUAACAGAGCAGAUGAUGACGAUGAGGAACAUGAGCGAGACGUCAGUGAUCGGUCACAUCGGAGAUGAUCUUCUGUCGUGGUUCAGUGGAGAAGAAGAGGAGAAGAUUAAAGGAGCAGCAGCAAUGUUUUGUAGCAACCAGCCGUCUGCUCUGGAGCUCAUCAAAAUGAGGAAGAAGAAGGACCAGAGGUUCAGCUUAUUCAUGCAGAAAGCAGAGAGCAACCGUCUGUGUCGCAGGCUGCAGCUGAAAGACAUCAUUCCCGUCGAAAUGCAGCGACUCACCAAAUAUCCGCUGCUGCUAGACAACAUCGCCAAGUACACAGAUAAUGGUGAGGAGCGGGACAAAGUGCGAAAAGCUGCAGAAUGUUGCAAGAAGAUUCUUAACCACGUCAACCAGGCUGUCAAAGAGGCCGAGAACAAACAGAGGCUCGAGGAGUAUCAGAGGAGGUUGGACGUAUCAUCACUCAAACAGAGUGAAAACCCGAUGAUCCUGGAGCUGAAGAAUCUGGAUCUGACAAAGAGAAGGAUGGUGCACGAGGGACCUCUGUCCUGGAAAGUUCAUAAAGAGAAGACGAUCGAGCUGUAUACCAUCCUCCUGGAGGAUAUUCUAGUUUUACUGCAGAAACAGGAUGAGCGUUUAGUACUCAAAUUCCAUGGAAAGAAUGCGGCUGCCACCGCCGACACCACACACAUCUUCAGCCCUGUCAUCAAACUCAACUCGGUCUUGGUUCGCCCUGUGGCAACUGACAACAAGUCUUUGUUUGUGCUGUCCAUGUCUGAAAACAGGGCUCAGAUCUAUGAGCUGAUGGCUCAGACGGUGUCUGACCAGAGAACGUGGCAGUGUCUGAUUACACAGUGUGCCGAAGCCAUGAAGGCGAAACCCAACAACAGUGAUGCAACUCCAGCGCCAGCCGACGCGGAACAGGAAGUGAUGGAGAUCAUCAACAGCGAGAUACCUACGGCGAAAAAACAUCUAAAUGCCUCGUCGCCUGGAAGUAUCUAUUCUUCAGACAAAGAGGUCACAUCUUCUCCGGAGACUCAUGGUCCACCAACAUGUCAGAACGCCUUUGAGGGCCUGAAAUCAGAGGAUGAGGAAGACGAGGUGGCCCUGGCAGAUGUACAGGACGAAGAGGAGGAGGUGGAUGAAGAGAUGCUGGAGGCCUUCCUGGACGGGCAGCUGGCAGCCGGACUGCAGGAAGGGUCACAUGACCAUGUCGCCAUUAACAACCAGGAGCAUGAUGCAUUCAAUGUGCAUGACUCCAAAGCCGAAGAUGCCCUGAAGACGUUGACGAUGCUGAAGCAGGUCAUUUUUGACCACAUGAUGAGCAGAACAUCGGAGGAAAAGAAAGAAGAGACAGAGGAGGAGAAGAUUCAGAGCGCCACUCCUGCAGAUCUGUCGAGGGCUUCUGAGGAACCUGCUGCUGCAUCUGAGGAGAACCCAUCAUCUGCAAACUUGCAGAAAGAUGAAUCUGAACAGCCAAUUACAGGAAGGUCUGAGGCCCCUGAAGCCAACGGUGGGUUUGUGAUCUUGGACUUUGACGCGGGUGCUGAGGAGAGCAGCACUGAUGAUGAUGGAUUAGAAGGAAGUGAUGUAGUAAUUGACUUGGAGAAACUGCUGUCCUCCUCCUCACAAACAGGGGGCAGCGGCCCCAACCUCAACCGGCAGCUAAUGACCUACCUGCGCCUUCUACAGGCCGACCUGGAGUAUCUGAAGGAAGUCGAGAUGAAGUUUAAUCAGCUGCAGAAAACACUGAUCGACACGCCUACUGACUCAGACGACUAUGCCGAUGGGAUACAGUGACUAAGCCACUUGACAUUUGCGCCGCUUGAUAACGGCGACCUAAUGUGAGCGCUCGCUGCAGGAACAUGACAAUCAGUGCACGACAUCAUCAUCAUCAUUUUGAAGAAUAUUUAUAAAUUCCACGUUGUCCAGCCAUCAUGAGGACGGCUAAAGUGUCUGGAUAACGCCGCUGCCGUUUGCUUUAAUCAACUAAAUAAAUUUAACACUGGACUUGUGACGUUGCACAGACGAGCAAGAGACUCAAACUGAAAAUGAGAUUUUCUGACCAUCUUGAUGGAUCUUUUUUUUUUUUCCAGACACAGAACACGCUGUAGAUUGAAACGUUUGUACUUCAAUGCUUCCUGUUUCUGCACUCAUAUUGACUUCAGAAUGAAAAGUUUGUGUUUGUACACGAUCAUGUAUCCGGUCUGAAAAAGAUACUUUUAUUUAUACUUGUGUUUAAAACAUUUUGCAGCAAAUCGGACUCAGAGGCAUAACAACAGCACUUAGUGAGGUUUGCAUGGAGUCAGAACUCCUCCAGGCCACUGGGGGCACUGUAGCUGUUUAGUCAUUCUGCAGCAAAAAAAAAGAAGGUUUAUGUUGACAGGUUUUUUUUUAACGCCUCAAAUUCUCAUAGAAAAGCACAAAAUUAGAAAUGCUGCGAGCCUCCAAAUCUGUUGGACUUAAAAUUAUUCACUGUGGCAGUAAAACCUGUUUGAGAAAACAGGAUUAAAAAGUGAUCUGCAGACAAACCCCCAUGCUGCUUGGGGCUGUAAAUGGCUAGUUUAGGGCCCAAAUCCAGCCCAUGCACUAGCAAUUUGACAUCAUUGUUGUAUUAGCAUAACUUUUUUAUCUGCUUAAUGUCUAUUCACUGGCCACUGCACCAUGUGCACUAUGUUAACUGUCACAUGUGCUGCAGCAUGUCGGCUAUAACUGGUACGCAGACUGCACCAUGUGGGCUAUGCUAACUGACACGUGCUGCACUGAGUACAGUAUGCUAACUGGACCAUGGGCUGCAAUAUGUGUGCUAAGUAGCUCUUGAGCUGCACCAUGUGGACUAUGUUAACGAGCACACAAGAUGUGCCAUGUGGGCUAUGCUAACUGGCGCAUGUGCUAUGCUAUGUGGCAUCUGUGCUGCAUUGUGUGCACUGUGCUAAGUGGUGCACGUGCUGCUGCACCAUGUGUUCUAUGCUUAACUAGCGUAUCCCUAAAGUUUAGGAAUACUUUCCAUGCACUGUGACCAAAUUUAAACCAAAUUUCCUGCAAACAAAAAACUUUAGGUUGUUAAAUGUUCAGUUACAUUUUGAAGUUAGUCACUGUAGAUCAUACAACCCAGAGUUUUUCUGGCCUUUUCUUCACAAAAAGGACAAAGACUCAGAACAUGCGAUCAAUAUUAAUGAUUGGCAAUAAUAUUUUGGGUUGAUAUUAACACUUUUUGUUUGUUUGUUUUCUGUGUGACCCUCGUGACGCUCUGAAAGAAGCAAGGAUCGGUUCAUCAAAGUGUUUAUGUUUGUGUCUGACUUUACCAAUAAAUGAGUAAAUAGCAUUUGGA
Messenger RNA from Thalassophryne amazonica, 6137 nucleotides. Its product is annotated as rho guanine nucleotide exchange factor 12-like. The record is from RefSeq and is a predicted model, not a curated record. Gene Ontology annotation, cellular component: cytoplasm. Gene Ontology annotation, molecular function: methyltransferase activity; guanyl-nucleotide exchange factor activity; nucleic acid binding. Gene Ontology annotation, biological process: G protein-coupled receptor signaling pathway; methylation; intracellular signal transduction. NCBI's taxonomy places the organism in Eukaryota, Metazoa, Chordata, Actinopteri, Batrachoidiformes, Batrachoididae.